UCUCUCCUACUAACUGCACCCUCACUUUUCGCCCUUCACACAUUCCCCUUUACAUACUGCCCUCUUUCUUUUAGAAGCCAGCCCCUUUCUCUCCUCUCCUCUCUCUCUCUAGAAGUUUCUCAAUUCAUAGCUCAAAUGGCAACUGAGAAGGUGACUCUAAUGGUGCUACAUGCUGAUCUACAAUGUCCAUGCUGCUACAAGAAGAUCAGAAAAACUCUUUGUAAAUUCCCCCAAAUUAGGGACCAAGUGUAUGAUGAAAAGAAGAACGAAGUGAAAAUCACGGUGGUGUGUUGCAGCCCGGAAAGGAUCCGUGACAAAUUAUGUUGCAAGGGUGGAAAAUCCAUCAAAAGCAUCAAGAUUAUAGACCUCAAGCCCGCCGACAAGCCCAAAGAAACACCCAAGGAGCCCGAAAAGCCUAAGGAAAAACCCAAGGAGCCCGAAAAGCCCAAGGAAAAGCCCAAGGAGCCCGAAAAGCCCAAAGAAAAACCCAAGGAGCCCGAAAAGCCUAAAGCCGAGAAGCCCAAGGACAAUCCGGAAAAGCCUAAGGACAUUCCCAAAGGGCCCGAAAAGCCGAUAGCCGACGGUGGAGCGCCGCCUCCGGGAAAGCCCGAACCGAUUAAAUUGCCCGAAUCGGCUGUGAUGCCGCCGGCAGCUAUGCAGAUGAUGGGGCCCGGGCCCGGGCCGGCCCUAGUCCACGGUGUUCCGUCGAUUUUCCCCUAUGUCAGGCCGAGCCAGGACCCUUAUCCGGCCGGCCCGUAUUACCACGGGUAUGGAUUCCCACCUCCGCCGCAGCCCAUUUACGAUGGAUACGGGUACGGGUAUGGGUACAAUCAACAUGGGCAUCAUGUGAAUAGAGAUAACUACUUUAGUGAUGAAAACCCUCAAACUUGCACUAUCAUGUAAUGGUGUAAUUAAUGCCAUUCUGGUCUUGUUUUUAAUCAUAUUGAUAAAAGUAUAGUGAAAUUAAAUAAAGUUUAUAGAAAGAAAAAUAAGAUUAAUGUAGUUGUCGGUGGGCAAUCUCUGGUUGUAAAAGUUGAUGGUAUAAUCUUUUUUUUUCUCUACUUUUCCUUUUUGUAUUAAUAAAAAGUUGUCAUUAAUCAUUGAUGACCUUUUGGCA
Messenger RNA from Salvia hispanica, 1117 nucleotides. RefSeq lists its product as uncharacterized. Gene Ontology annotation, molecular function: metal ion binding. The record is from RefSeq and is a predicted model, not a curated record. NCBI's taxonomy places the organism in Eukaryota, Viridiplantae, Streptophyta, Magnoliopsida, Lamiales, Lamiaceae.